CUGUCGCCCUGGGUUUCCGCCACCCUCUGGGAGUUGUCCGAGCGCGUGGGAUCCACUAGCGAGACCCUUUGGCCGGCGCCAUGGGCUGCUGCUUCUCUAAGAGACGGAAGAGUGAGAAGGAGUCGAAGGCUGAGGGAGAGGAGGAGCAGCCCAAGCUCUACAGCUGGAACCAACGGGAAAAGGUUGAUCCAAAAGAUUAUAUUUUCAGUGGACUGAAGGAUGAAACAGUAGGUCGCUUACCUGGAAAAGUGGCAGGACAACAAUUUGUCAUUCAAGACUGUGAAAACUGUAACAUCUAUAUUUUUGAUCACUCAGCUACCAUUACCAUUGAUGACUGCACCAACUGCAUACUUUUCUUGGGACCAGUGAAAGGCAGUGUAUUUUUCCGAAAUUGUAGAGAUUGCAAGUGUACAUUAGCUUGCCAACAAUUUCGUGUGAGGGACUGUAGAAAGUUGGAAGUCUUUCUGUGCUGUGCCACUCAACCCAUUAUUGAAUCUUCCACAAAUAUCAAGUUUGGAUGUUUUCAGUGGUACUACCCUGAAUUAGCAGCCCAAUUUAAAGAUGCAGGGCUCAGUAUCUUCAAUAAUAUAUGGAGUCAUGUUCAUGAUUUUACACCUGUGUCAGGAGAACUCAACUGGAGCCUUCUUCCAGAAAAUGCUGUGGUUCAAGACUAUGUUCCUAUUCCAACUACUGAAGAAUUCAAAGCUGUACGAAUUUCUACAGAAGCCAAUAGAAGCAUUGUUCCCAUAUCCCGGGGUCAGAGACGGAAGGACAGCGAUGAGUCAUGCCUAGUGGUAUUAUUUGCUGAUGAUUAUACAACUGCAAAUGCCAGAAAAUUAAUUGAUGAGUUUUAUUCUCCACCGAUGGUUGGUAAAGGGUUUCUCCUAGUGCAGACAAAGGAAGUGUCAAUGAAAGCUGAAGAUGCUCAAAGGGUUUUCCGAGAAAAGGCAUCUGACUUUUUUCUUCUUCUAAACAAAGGUCCUGUGAUUGCCCUGGAAUUUAAUGGAAAUGGUGCUGUAGAAGGAUGUCACCUUAUCGUAAACGAGAUAUUCAACGGGACAAAGAUGUUUGUAUCAGAAAAGAAGGAGACAGCAUCUGGAGAUGUUGACAGCUUCUAUAACUUUGCUGAGAUACAGAUGGCGAUUUGAAGCAGACUGUGGUAUUAAGCUCUUUCUAAUCUUUAUAUAGAGAGUUUGAUAAAAUACUUAUGUCUAUUAGUCUUAAGCCAUUAGUAAUUUUUACUGAUUCUAAAAUUGUUAAAGGCUAUUUUUAAAUAAUUCUUUGAAUACUAUAUCAUUUACUUGAAGAUCUAAAAUAGUUCAUUUAAAUUAAGUAAUUUUAGUCAUCUUAUAAACUAUUUAACCCCUUCAAUGAGCUUUCAGUUUUCUUUUUAUAUAAUACUCUUAUUAGAAAACAGAAGUUGCUACCGGUUAACAAUUUUAAUACUAAUUAAAAAUUCUUUCAAAUCUUUGAUAAUUUAAACUUUCCUUAGUGCUCUAUGGCAUUCAUUUGAUAGUGUAUUUUGUUACUUAUUUUCUCUUUUUAUUUAGAGGAAUUUGUUACUAGGUAAUAAUUAAAUAAACUUAUGUACUUUUUAAAUGCAUAUCCAGUUAAAUAAUUAUUUUCUUCUUGCAUUAUAUGGCUAAUGAGAUUUUGUACAUGGAGUUGACAUACUAUUUUGUAAAUUGAAAAUUUUUUAAAAAAAUAGGAAUUUGAAAACUGAAUGUGGUAGUGCCAUCUGUAGUCCCAGGCUACUUGGGAUGCUAAAGUGUAAGAAGCUCUGGAGCUUGGGAGUUCAAAACUAUCCUUGACAACAUAGUGAGAUCCUAUUUUAAAAGAAAGAAAAAAACUAAGAUAUUUGGUAAUCAGCUUUGCAGAUACUUCUUACUGAUGCUGACAUUGCCAUUUUAAGAACUAACUUCUUCAUAAGUUGU
Microtus oregoni (creeping vole) is the source of this 1934-nucleotide messenger RNA. Its product is annotated as protein XRP2-like. Gene Ontology annotation, molecular function: GTPase activator activity. Gene Ontology annotation, biological process: post-Golgi vesicle-mediated transport. The record is from RefSeq and is a predicted model, not a curated record. Gene Ontology annotation, cellular component: cilium; periciliary membrane compartment. Lineage: Eukaryota; Metazoa; Chordata; Mammalia; Rodentia; Cricetidae. The coding region runs from base 81 to 1148 and encodes 355 amino acids. The transcript is spliced from 5 exons.